Messenger RNA from Hippoglossus stenolepis (Pacific halibut), 1232 nucleotides. Its product is annotated as homeodomain-interacting protein kinase 3. Gene Ontology annotation, biological process: smoothened signaling pathway; positive regulation of transcription by RNA polymerase II; peptidyl-threonine phosphorylation. NCBI's taxonomy places the organism in Eukaryota, Metazoa, Chordata, Actinopteri, Pleuronectiformes, Pleuronectidae. Gene Ontology annotation, cellular component: PML body; cytoplasm; nucleus. Gene Ontology annotation, molecular function: transcription coactivator activity; protein tyrosine kinase activity; ATP binding. The record is from RefSeq and is a predicted model, not a curated record. Bases 43 to 1197 code for a protein of 384 amino acids. The transcript is spliced from 7 exons.
AUUUUGAAAGUCAUCAAUCGGCUGAAUUCAGAUUGCACCAACAUGGUCAAGUUCUUUGAACAAUUCCAACACAUGGAACAGACCUGCUUGGUGUUUGAGAUGCUGGACAGGAGUCUCUACGACCUGCUAGAGCAGCGAGAGUGGGAGCCCCUUCCUCUACAUGAGAUCCGUCCAAUUGCCAAGCAGCUCUUGGUUGCCUUGGAUGCCCUGAAAGGUCUUGGCAUACUGCACACGGACAUCAAACCGGACAAUGUCAUGCUUGUUAACAUGCAGGACCAGCCGCUCAGGGUGAAGUUGAUUGACUUCGGCUGCGCUAUGACGGCGUCCCAAGCCGAGCUGGGGAUGGAGAUCCAGCCAUGUGGGUAUAGGGCUCCAGAAAUUUGCCUUGGCCUCCCAUUCACCGAGGCCAUCGAUGUGUGGGGGGUCGGGUGCAUACUGGCGUUCCUGUACCUGGCUGAAAACCUGUUGCACGUACACUGCCAAUAUCAAAUGAUGAAGACCUUGGUUGACGUGCUGGGCCAGCCGGGGGACCCCCUGCUCUGUGCUGGCAUGUACAGCCAUCUGUUCUUCAUUGAAGAGGAGGCCGAAGAUGGUUCAUCAUGGAGACUGAUGACGGCAGAAGAAUUUACUGUCGCUAACAACAUGAGACAAAAGAAACGUGACAGCUUUCUCAAGCUUCCGGACUCUCUGAGCGGCCUGAUUCAUAUCUAUCCAGAAUUGGAGGCCAUUGAGAUGGAAGACCGCGUGGCAUUUGUGUCUCUGUUAGAAGGGUUGCUGCAUCUUGACGGGGAUGAGAGGAUCUCUCCUGUUGAAGCUCUGCAGCAGCCCUUCAUUUCCAUGAGCCACCUGAGAGAGGACGUCGACAGCCGAGACUACCUGACCACCUCCAAAACAGCAAUGAGGGUCUGUCCAACUGAGGACAGGGUCCACUUUGCAGCCCCAGAUAGUGGAUACACUGGCUCAGAACCCUCUGGCUCCAUGGACGAUGUCUGCUUGCUUUCAGAUGUGGCUCUCAACUCCAUACCUACCACCUGCUCCUUUGGAUUCAAUAACAUCUGUGACGCAGUCCCCUGGGGUUCAGAUGACGUGGUAUACGUCACCGCUGCAGCCACAGGCGGCAGGAGAAAACUGCUGAGGCGAAUUAGAAGAUUCUUCUCAAGCAUCUCAAGCUGCUUCCGCCCAAAUGUGGAGGACUGAAUCAUUAUUUAUUUAUUGGUGUUUUUAUAUUUUGA